AUGCUGUGCGUUCCAGAAGUGAAGAAGGCCUUUGAUACAAUGAGCAGUUCGGCCAGCACAGCUGCGGGUGAUUUAAGUGACGUGGAAACUUUGAGUCCUGCGGGCAACAGCACCUUUGGAGCGGAUGAAUCAUGGCUUGUCGACCAUUCACCACAGGCAGAUGCUGCCAGUGGUGGUGAGGAGCACUUUCUUGGAUGUGGAGAUACAGUCAUUGCAACAACGGUGCGACGGGAGCGCCUGGUGCCAUUGCGGCUGGCACAGUCGAUCACUGGGCAGCUGCAUGGACACAGCAUCUCGCUCCGCUCGGGGUAUGCCUCAGAGAUGGAUAUUGCUAGAGGCACUGGCAAGCCUGAAGCAUGGCCCUCCAGGGUGGGUGGCAACCCCUUCGAUGGCACUUUUACUGCGCUGUCGCCUGAAGACGUACAGCGUUUAAUCCUGAGUUUGGAAAAGUCUGUUGGUCCACAAGGAAUGCGCAAAGCAGCGCGAGAUCAGCAUGCUAAAAGGCAACCCAUUGCAUGUGGGGUGCAAAUGAUCAGUGGACAUUCAUGCAGCUACGCCUGUCGAUACUGCUACAUUCAAGACUGGUAUCCUUUUGUUGAGCCCACACCAACCGAGCUGUCAGGCAAUGAGGUGCUUCUGUCUUUGCUGUACAAUCCGAAUUGGAUACCCUCUCGGGACUUUAUUAUCCUUGGGGACGUAUGUGAUCCAUUUCACCCCAACUUGGAAGUUCGGAGCAUGGAAUACAUCAAAGCAGCUGCUGUACUUGGAAGUCCGAUCCAAUUUUCAACCAAGUCUGCCAUCAGCAAAACUGUUUGCCAGCAACUGGCUGAGUGGUCAGUCACCUAUGGCUGUGCAAUCAAUGCGCUUGUGACAAUCACCACCAUGAAACAUGCUGAAGAUCUUGAACCCUCAGCGCCAUCCGUGGAAACGCGGCUGGAGACAAUCCGCAACCUUUCAGCAGCUGGACUUUCGGUCUUCAUUUUCAUGCGACCCCUUCUGCCAGGAAGUUGCGACUAUGAAGACGUUUUGAGAGCUGCCAGGGAUGCUGGAGCUGAAGGCGUGGUCGUGGGCUCCCUACGGGUGUCCAGGAAAAUCUACAGACGGCUGAAGCAGUCCAAGACUGUGGACAUCGAGGCCAUUGACUCCCAACUGCGUUCCAUUGACCAGUCGCCUGACAAGCUUGGGGAGAACCAGGUGGACAUUCAAGAUGAGGGCCUGCGACAAGAUACUUGGCUGAUCCGAUUCAGCGUUUUAUGUUGUCUUCAGACAGACGAAAGGCAGAAAGAAUCCUUUGCGCAACUGUGCCAGGAGGUGCCCAGCUUGUCGGAGCGCUUCCGGCGGCUGCGCCGAGCCUUCACUGAACCCCAUGUCGACUCCGGAACGGAGCUCUACGAACCGGGGAAAUUCAGCCGGGGUGAUGAUGCGGCAGAGAGUGACCCGGAGAGCGAGGAUAGUCAGAUGUGCGUGCCUGUGAUUCAGGUGAGAUCUGUGGAUGAGGAGUCCACCGAGCUUGUGGAGCCCCGGCUUGACCUGCCAAUGAUGGCAACUGUGCCGAAGGAUGAGAAGAACCAGGAGCAGGGGAAGACAACUGUCAUGCUGCGAAAUCUGCCCAACAACUACACGCGAAGCAUGCUGCUGAAUUUGCUGGAGAAGCAGGGCUUUGUUGGUCGCUUCGACUUUUUGUACUUGCCUUGUGACUUCCAGCGCAAAGCGAACUUGGGCUAUGCGUUCGUGAACAUGGUGAACUGCCAGGCAGUUGAGGACUUGUGGAAGACCUUUGAUGGAUUCAAGGGCUGGGCGCUGCCAAGUGCCAAGGUGUGUGAAGUUCGUUGGAGUGGGCCACAUCAAGGCCUUGAGGCACAUGUGGAGCGCUAUCGCAACAGCCCUGUGAUGCACAAGAGCGUUCCUGAUGAGUACCGCCCUGUGAUCUUUGUGGAUGGACAGCGGCAGCGAUUCCCAGCACCUACGAAGUUCAUCAAGCCACCACAGGCGGGGUAA
Cladocopium goreaui is the source of this 1998-nucleotide messenger RNA. The record is from the annotation of a GenBank genome assembly. Lineage: Eukaryota; Dinophyceae; Suessiales; Symbiodiniaceae.